This is a messenger RNA of Acanthochromis polyacanthus (spiny chromis), 2994 nucleotides long. Its product is annotated as E3 ubiquitin-protein ligase MARCHF9-like. The record is from RefSeq and is a predicted model, not a curated record. Lineage: Eukaryota; Metazoa; Chordata; Actinopteri; Pomacentridae. Gene Ontology annotation, biological process: protein ubiquitination. The transcript has 4 exons. Gene Ontology annotation, molecular function: zinc ion binding; ubiquitin-protein transferase activity. The coding region runs from base 1312 to 2355 and encodes 347 amino acids.
AGCACGUGGCCGCCACGUCACUCGGAUCUCAGCACCCUGGACAGCAGCCACAGUCCGUCAGCUCACCGCCCACCAGGAUGGAGCUCAUCUCUGCUCAGCUACACCCACCGAUCAGGCUGCCUUCAUGCAAAACUGUGGCUCACACAUACACAGAAGUUUGUGUUUUGUAGCCGGAGAACCAUUCUGGAAGGGGGUAAAAAAAAAACAACAACAAACAUCCGGCAUCCUGUAGGAUUAUGAGGAAGGAGAUGAACCGAUCCAGGCGCAUCUCUCCAAGCUACCAUGUGAAGUGGCACUUUAUUGUCCCGGUGAUUUCCGGAGGCCUUGAUGUGAUUCGGUGAGGAAGAGGAUGAAGAUGACGGCGUGCAGUUGUUUUUAGCAGCCUCCUGUCGGCUCUCGGUGUUUUUGGUGUAUGUGUUCGCACGAAUCCAUAUCUGGCAUCCUCUCGCUCUUCCUGCUCUGUGGCGCAGAGAUGGAUGGAAAAAGAAGUGGCAUUGCAAGUUGUCAUGAGGUGGAUUUUUAUUGUGCGCCUGAUCCGAUGUUUUAGGAUCUGACAUAGCUGGACUGGAACUUUGUAAGGAGGUAAAGAUGUGGGACGAAGCCUGCUCGAUCUGUCAGAGGAAUAAAGAACAAAACAAGCUCCGAUGAAGAUGAACUGAUGGAUGCCACUACGAGACAACAAAGGAUACACGCUUGUCACCUCGGGUAAUUUCACCUCCCUGUAGGUAUAGGCUGAAUGAGAAACUGGAAUAUAAAUCGGAUUUGACUUAGUUGUUAAUAGGAUUUGAUACCAACCCCCCCAUCAGAUACCCUGGCUGUGUUUUUUAUUUUUAUUUUGUGCGCCUGGGAACAUUUAGUGGCAAACACAUUGGUCAAUUAAAACCUCCAAACACUCUCCAAACUGAGGAUGAAGGGUGAUGGAGAGGAUGCUGCUGCUGGACCACUCUGUGUUGGAGCCUUUAGAGUUCGUGGCUCUCAGCCUCCAUUGAAUCCUGAAAGAAAACGCCUCUAUCCAUGAAAAAUAAUCCUUCCCCAUUGGCUGGAUGGCGGUGCACAUGCUAUAACAACAGGAUAUGCAAAGAGCUAUGGGCUGAUCUAAUAGCCUAUCAUGUUUUUCGUGUGCUUUCUCGAAGGAGAUCAGUGUUUUAUUCACUAGGAAGUGACCUGUCUGUUUGAAUCACAUGCCCACAUAAUAAUAAUAAUAACAAUAAUAAUAAUAAUAAUAAUGUGAUGGACCUGCCACAGUCUCGCUGAAGGCUGCUUGCUUUCACAGAGCACUUGCUGCCUGUGUAGUAAAAGAGCUGCUCAAGAAUGUUCAAGUAUCGGAUCCGCAUGUUUUUCAAUGAACUCAAAGUGUUGCUACUGAUGCGCUCCGGAUCCAGCAGGAGGACUGACACCGGCACCGACCCGGACACGCAGCCCCGGAUGAGGGGACUCGCGAUCGGAGGCUGCGGUUGGCCUCAGCUGAGCUGCUCUCACCGGGACGACGAGGAGGAAUAUUACGGCUCCGACCCGCGGCCCCGCAGCCUGGCGUUUGAGGAGAAAGAAGGAGCCAAACCGCAGGGAGGAGGAGGAGAAGAAGCGGGAGGAGCCGGAGGAGGCCUGGACGCUGCGUCCCUGCCGAGUCUCUCCGAGAGCGGGAUGCGAUCGCCGCAGUGCCGGAUCUGCUUCCAGGGGCCGGAGAAGGGGGAGUUAUUGAGCCCUUGUCGCUGUGAUGGCUCCGUUCGCUGCACUCACCAGUCCUGCCUUAUCCGCUGGAUCAGUGAGAGAGGCUCCUGGAGCUGUGAGCUCUGCUACUUCAAGUACCAGGUUCUGGCCAUUAGCACCAAAAACCCUCUGCAGUGGCAGGCCAUCUCUCUGACUGUGAUUGAGAAGGUGCAGAUUGCAGCCAUUAUCCUGGGCUCUUUGUUCCUCAUUGCAAGUAUUUCCUGGUUGGUGUGGUCGUCUCUCAGCCCCUCAGCCAAAUGGCAGCGACAGGACCUUCUCUUCCAGAUCUGCUACGGCAUGUACGGCUUCAUGGACAUAGUUUGUAUAGGCCUUAUAAUCCAUGAAGGGUCAUCUGUUUACCGGAUCUUUAAGCGCUGGCAGGCCGUCAACCAGCAGUGGAAAGUAUUGAAUUAUGAGAAAGCGAAGGACUUGGGUGACCCCAUCAGUUCCAACAGUAAAGGUGUUGGUCGUGUUGAGAGGAACUCUUCUCACAGCGGCACAGACGGCAGCCGGAGGGCGAGUCGCCACGUCAGGACUAUUCUCCACCACCACUGUGGCUAUACUAUUUUGCACAUCCUCAGCCAGCUGAGACCCAACAACCUGCACAGCAACAACCAUGAGGUGGUCAUGAGAGUGACGACCGUAUGAGGCCGACUAAAGCAGACAAAAGUGCUGCAAUGUUUGAAGAAAAGUGUUGACUGAAGUUUAGUACAAAAAGAAUUGUAAUCUGCCAUAUAAACACUGCCGUGAACUUGUAGUCUUGUAUUUUGCUCUCAGAUUCUCCCUGAGCUAAGAACAAUUAUGUAUUUCUAAGAUUUGGGAAAAAGAGAACAUUACAGUUUUAUCUUCAAAUAAAAAGACUGUGAAACAUUAAGAAAAAAAUACAUUUUGAAAAAGACAAAGCUUUGAUUCUUAAAGCUAAUUGCCUUUUUUUUUUUUGAACCACCGUGACCAAUGUUUUGAAAUGUAACUGAAAAGACUUUUGUUUUACUUUCUGAAGAAAAAAAAAUUAUCGUUGUUUGAUCUGGAUUUGACUUUAUGAGAGACAGUUUGAUGGUGAUAAUGACUGUGCUCCUGUGUGACCAUCAUAACAAAGGUCCCCCCAAUUUUCCCACGUAUUCCUGAGGGUUCGUCAUGAUCUGAUUCAUCUGAGCUGUUGUCACUUGAAGCAGCACUGUUGGGUCAGAUAUUAAAAAGUCCUAUUUAAAGUUUGAGAUGUGACACAAUUGCUGAAAAUGUAUAUCAUUCAUGUUUUGUAAUAAAGAUUUGGUUGAUCUGAGUAGAAAA